CGCAGCCCCGCCCCUCGGCCGCUAGCCCCCCGCCCACGACCAUGGUGGUGCUCAAGGGCGUCCCGGCGCUCCUUUCCCCGGAGAUCCUCUUCGCCCUGGCGAGAAUGGGCCACGGAGAUGAGAUCGUUCUCGCAGACGUGAACUUCCCCAGCAGCUCCAUCUGCAGAGGCGGCCCGGAGGAGAUCCGCGCCGACGGCCUGGGCAUCCCCCAGCUCCUGGAGGCUGUGCUGCAGCUGCUACCCCUGGACACCUACGUGCAGAGCCCGGCUGUGGUCAUGGAGCUGAUGCCCAGCGACAGGAAGAGGGGCCUGCUGACCCCAGUGUGGACGAGCUACCAGUCCAUCCUCUCCAAGGCUGGCUAUGAGGGCUCCCUGGGGAUGGUGGAGAGGUUUGCGUUUUAUGAGCGGGCCAAAAAGGCUUUUGCUAUUGUGGCAACUGGGGAGACAGCCCUCUACGGGAACCUCAUCCUCAAGAAGGGGGUGCUGGCUCCCGAAGACCUGUGCCAGACCUGUUGAAGACCACCCGCCAAGAGAGGAAUCUACACCCCUGAGCCUGCCGAGGCCACCAGCAGACACGUCCAUCCGGUGGCCAGAUAAGCCAGCCUGGCCCUCCCCAGCAGCACCCAAAGCUCGCCUUGCCAGGGUCCUACAUGGGCCUCUGCUGACCAGGGCCAGGAUUAUCCCGUUUAUGACAAUGAUGCAAAAGUGAGGUGGUGUGCCCAACGCUGGGUCCAAAGCUUUAAACAGUAGCUCUUUCCUAACUCA
Molecule: messenger RNA, 764 nt
Organism: Dama dama (fallow deer)
Lineage: Eukaryota; Metazoa; Chordata; Mammalia; Artiodactyla; Cervidae
Gene: FUOM
Product: fucose mutarotase
Exons: 6
Coding region: 42-515 (157 amino acids)
Biological process (GO): fucose metabolic process
Molecular function (GO): fucose binding; racemase and epimerase activity, acting on carbohydrates and derivatives
Source: RefSeq, a predicted model, not a curated record